CAACGCAUUUGGUCGUGCAUGCGUGGCUUUGGUGGCGUUCAGACCGAUACAUUUGUGACCUCUCUCUCUAAAACAAUUUUUUUCCUAUAAUAAUAUUGUUAAUAAAGCGACAGAGAGCUGCAGAUAAUCUACUUCCUAGUCCAAACCUGCCGCUGGACAAUCGGGGCUGGGUAUGAACCCGGGACUAUCGAGACGACCGAACGAUCAGUCCAUUCUAUAGAAAUGAUACUAAGGUUUAUUUCCCUUGCAUUCGCCGUCCUCAUCUCCGUGAUAGCGGUCAAGGGGAGAGCAGAAAAUGAAGAAGAGAACAGUACCAACAGUACAGAGAAAUAUGGCGCCAAAAAAGAUGGCAUACAGAAAAGGAUAUAUGGCGGGAAAACGUUGGAGGAUCCCCCAGAGACAUUAAUCGUCACAGAAGAGAUCUGGUUUGACAUCCAAAUACAAGACUACGACGGGCAAGGCCAAGACUACAGGGGAAGAUUUACCAUUGGCUGCUUCGGCAAACUUACUCCAGUGACAUGCAUGAAUUUCAUCUCGCUGGCCAAAGGUUAUAAGAAAGGCAGGCUAAUCUUGAGCUACAGAGGUACAACAGUGGCCACUGUGGUGCGUGACUUUAUGAUUCAGUUGGGAGAUGUCCAGACCAAAUAUGGCAACAGUGAAAGUAUUUUUGGUGUGAAGUUUUAUGAUGAAAGUUUUGCCAUUAGCCACAAUCACGCAGGCUGGGUAGGCAUGGCCAACUCUGGGCCUGACUCCAACGGCUCCCAAUUCUACAUCAUUCUCAGGACUGCUAGAUGGCUUGAUGGCAAGCAUGUCAUUUUUGGCAAAGUAAUACAAGGCAUGGAUGUGAUCGAAACAAUAGGUCGUGAAGAGACAGGUCCACUCAAUGUUCCAUUGAGGAAAAUUGUCAUUGAGAAGAGUGGCAUAAACCGAAUAAAAAGUCCCUAUGUACUAACAUCUGAACAGUUCAACACAGACGGUGAUAUCGACACUAGAACAAAACAAGAACUUUAGACAUUUAGAAUAGAACUAUUUUUAAUUAAUUGGCAUAGAGUGAUUCAUUUUUUUUACAACUGGAAUAUUUGAUUAAAUUUAAUCACGGAAAGAAUGUGAAUAGUUCAUGUACAUCUUGUAAUGGAAAUGUGUCCUAGUGUCAUGAGUUGCAAUCUUGGUAUGAAUGAAUUAGUUAUGUCAGCAAUAAAAUUAUCCUGAGAAUU
Biomphalaria glabrata is the source of this 1214-nucleotide messenger RNA. Its product is annotated as peptidyl-prolyl cis-trans isomerase B-like. Gene Ontology annotation, cellular component: intracellular membrane-bounded organelle. Gene Ontology annotation, biological process: protein peptidyl-prolyl isomerization. The transcript is spliced from 7 exons. Lineage: Eukaryota; Metazoa; Mollusca; Gastropoda; Planorbidae. The coding region runs from base 223 to 1011 and encodes 262 amino acids. The record is from RefSeq and is a predicted model, not a curated record. Gene Ontology annotation, molecular function: peptidyl-prolyl cis-trans isomerase activity.